AUGCAAGGCUCUAACUUUCGUCAUAUGGUGUAUUCCAUAUGUAAUCGAAUUUUGAAACCAACUCAAAUAGCUCCGGCUAGGCACUUUACUUCCAAACCGAACCGGACUGCUUUAUACGAUUUUCAUCAGCGACAAGGUGGUAAAUUGGUCGACUUUGCCGGAUUCUGGCUACCAGUGCAAUAUAGUGAUCAAAGUAUCAUUACAUCACACCUUUACACUAGAAAACACGGUUCGAUCUUCGAUGUUUCGCACAUGUUACAGACCUACCUUAGAGGAAAGGAUGUGAUAGACUGCUUUGAAUCGAUCUGCACAGCCAACAUCAAGGGAUUACGCAAUGGAUGCGGUACACUCACGGUAUUUACAAACAGCUCUGGUGGAAUCUUGGAUGAUUUGAUUGUGAAUCGAGUAGCUGAUGAUGUCCUAUAUGUCGUAUCGAACGCAUCGAGAAAGGAUGUGGAUAUGGCCAACAUUUCCUGUGCUGUUACUGCGUAUAAAGCCAAAGGCAAAGACGUAUCUGCCGAAUUUCUGCCGUGCGAUGAACAGUCAUUGUUGGCCGUUCAAGGUCCCGAAGCAGUGGCAACGUUACAGAAACUCUGCACUACAGAUCUUACGCGGCUCUUUUUCAUGAACACUAUUUCGGAAUCAAUCGCCGGAGUCAAGGGUUGUCGGAUCACACGUUGCGGUUACACCGGUGAGGAUGGAAUUGAAAUUUCCAUUCCCUCGGCCAAAGCCACAUACAUUGCGUCAGCCUUACUUGAUCCUGGCAUUGGAAAACUUAAAAUGGCAGGUCUGGGAGCACGAGAUUCACUACGGGUUGAAGCUGGUCUUUGCUUGUACGGAAAUGACAUCGAUGAGCGUACGACACCCGUGGAGGCCAAUCUCCUAUGGUUGGUGGCGAAAACACGCCGACUGGAGAAUAAUUUCCCUGGAUCAGAAAAAAUUAAUUCUCAAAUCAAAAAUGGUGUCACUCGCCGGCGCGUAGGAUUUCGGAUGGAGUCCGGAAGUGCUCCCGCACGACAAAAUGUGGAAAUCUACAACAACGAACAUCAGAAAGUUGGUGAAAUAACAAGCGGAUGCCCGAGCCCAUGUUUGCAACAAAAUAUUGCAAUGGGCUAUAUUCGAGAAGAGUAUAAAAAACCUGGGACCGAAAUCACUCUAAAAGUACGUGGUAAGCAUUAUCACAGCUCUGUGACAAAGAUGCCAUUCGUGGCGACUCACUAUUACCAGACGCCAAAGUGAGUAAGGAAGAAGCGUGUGAUCAUGAACUAUGUAAUUGCAAUUAAAAUAAUAG
Messenger RNA from Anopheles nili, 1291 nucleotides. RefSeq names its product aminomethyltransferase, mitochondrial. Gene Ontology annotation, biological process: glycine catabolic process. The coding region runs from base 1 to 1239 and encodes 412 amino acids. The record is from RefSeq and is a predicted model, not a curated record. The transcript is spliced from 2 exons. Gene Ontology annotation, cellular component: mitochondrion. Gene Ontology annotation, molecular function: aminomethyltransferase activity; protein binding. Lineage: Eukaryota; Metazoa; Arthropoda; Insecta; Diptera; Culicidae.